This is a messenger RNA of Naegleria fowleri, 627 nucleotides long. RefSeq lists its product as uncharacterized. Gene Ontology annotation, molecular function: polyubiquitin modification-dependent protein binding. Gene Ontology annotation, cellular component: VCP-NPL4-UFD1 AAA ATPase complex. The transcript is spliced from 2 exons. The coding region runs from base 1 to 627 and encodes 208 amino acids. The record is from RefSeq and is a predicted model, not a curated record. NCBI's taxonomy places the organism in Eukaryota, Heterolobosea, Eutetramitea, Acrasida, Naegleriidae.
AUGCAAAAUCAUAAGUCCUUAUUAGAAAAUGCAUAUCGAAAUUUCAGCACCCUCAAUGAAGGCAUGUCUAUUCCAGUUGUAUAUGGACGAAAAUCAUACUUUAUUGAGGUACUUAAAUGCGAGCCCGAUUAUUCUAUUUGUGUCAUUAGUGAUCACUAUCUUGAUAUUAAGGUGGAUUUUGCUCCUGCAUUGGAUUUUGAUGAUGAAGAAGAAAAACGAACCACCAAUAAUAGCAAGACCACUGAAAAACCAUCUGAAACAUCUUUGUCUACCACAUUCUCCUCCAUCGCAACGUCUCAACCACCUGUUGUCAUUGAUAAUGUUGAUAUGAUUGAAUGUGAAAACUGUAAAAGAGCUGUAUCACAGAGAACUUAUGUGAUGCAUUUAUCUCACUGUAAAAGAAAUGUGUACAAUUGUACCAAAUGCAACAAUGUUGUAAAAUUAAGCGAAAAAGAAAGUCACAGUUCCAUCAAGAAUGUGAAUGUUCUAAAUGUCACGAAAAGAUGGACAAAGCACAUCUUGAAGAACACAUGCAAAAUGAGUGUCAAUUUAGAAUUGUCAUUUGCAAGUUUUGUGAUUUGGCUCUUGCAUUCUGCGAUUUACAUGAACACGAAACAACAUGCGUAA